UAUAAAAGCCAUCAAAUAAAAUUAUGAAUAGCCAAGAACCCACCAAAACAAACCAACAAACGGACGGACAAUACGAUUACGACCAAAGGCCUAUUGGAAUCGGCGUCGACGGCGUGUUAAUGAAGAGCCACAGAGACGAGCACUUGGCGCUUGGGUUAGCAUUGGCGGCCAAAAUUGGGAAAAGGGUCACGUAACCAGCAUUAAAACAGAAAUCACAAGCCGACUCGAUCGGGGCAACAUAAUCAAAGCCGUGCCGAGCGAACGGGAAUAGCAACUACGACUACUAGCUAGGAGGCCUAAAAUCAAAAGUGACGAGCAUAAAUUAUGAACAAUGAUCUGACGAGAGGCGGCUAUAAAUAAGCUCAGCUCUUGGGCAACUCAGAACACAACUCAAGUGAUCGUCAAAAUGAUUAAAGCCUCGUCUGCUAUCCUGCUGCUGAGUCUGGCCGUGUUGGCCAACUCGGAGCCACUACGUCAAAGAUUCGUACCGCGUCGUGGUCUUGCACGUCAGGAGCAGGCAGCGCCAAGUCCAGCGCCCACUGGCUAUCCGGAGGCGGGCAUUACUCCCGAGGUACCAUUCGAACUGCCAAGCUCAACCGCCCAACCGGAAGCCAGUUAUUUACCACCGGAUAACACAUAUGGACCACCGGACAGCGUCUACGGACCACCCACGACUGUGGAUGAGGUGGCGCAGCCAGAUCAGGUGCCAGAGGUAGAGCCAGAGCUUCCCAUUGAAACGGACGACAUACCAGCUCCAGAGGAUGAGUUACCCGAUGCCAAGCAGCAGCCAGCCGCAGAUGUGGAUGAAGAGGAAGUGCUUGUGCAAGUGGCCGAAGAUGGAACCGUAAUUGCCGUAUCCACGACACUCGAUCAGCCCCAGGACAAUAAGCCGGCGAGGAUCUAUCAACGCUUUCCACAGGGACGUCGCCGACAGCAGCCGGUGCCUCAGCGCUUAGUGCUGCGUAGCAGGUGGUAAAAUUAUAACCUAAGUCAUGUAAGGGCUAUUAAUAAAGUUGGCCAUAACAACAUAAUCUUUGGCUUACA
Messenger RNA from Drosophila virilis, 1044 nucleotides. RefSeq lists its product as uncharacterized. NCBI's taxonomy places the organism in Eukaryota, Metazoa, Arthropoda, Insecta, Diptera, Drosophilidae. The record is from RefSeq and is a predicted model, not a curated record.